Molecule: messenger RNA, 5168 nt
Organism: Sipha flava (yellow sugarcane aphid)
Lineage: Eukaryota; Metazoa; Arthropoda; Insecta; Hemiptera; Aphididae
Gene: Rim
Product: regulating synaptic membrane exocytosis protein 2
Exons: 21
Coding region: 561-4943 (1460 amino acids)
Biological process (GO): calcium ion-regulated exocytosis of neurotransmitter; regulation of synaptic plasticity; positive regulation of synaptic transmission
Cellular component (GO): presynaptic membrane; cytoskeleton of presynaptic active zone
Molecular function (GO): small GTPase binding; transmembrane transporter binding
Source: RefSeq, a predicted model, not a curated record
CGCCGCCGUCGUCGUCGUCGUCGUCGUCGUCGCCGCCGUCGUGUCGACGUCGUCGUCGUUGUCGCUGUCGUCGCCGCGUAUCCGUGUGCGGUGCGAACACCGUAAGCAGAACACGAUAAAACCGCAAAACACCGAUCGUCCGCUGCUGCUUCUGCUGCCCAAACGAUAUUACAACAUCGACCGCUGAUCGUUACCGUUGCCGUUCCGCCGCGUCGUCAUCGCGUCGUUCGCGAUCGCCGGUGCCGCGCCAAAACCGUCCGCGUCGCAUAAGUGGUUCGCCGUCACGCGUACGUCCACCGCAACAGACCGCACGCUUUCACGGCCCGGCCGGUCCAGUGCGGCCGCGACGCGACCGCCGGCGUCACAGUAGCGCGCGUUCCGUACGUCUUGGUGCAACGCGCCCGUUGAACGCACCACCACCGCCGCCCGUCACCAUCUAACCUGCGACACAGGAUCGCACCAGCCUGCGCCAUCGCGGUCAUGUUAGCGUCGCGGCCGCAGAGUCGUCGUCCCGAACAUGAUGAUGGUAUGGCCGAGCGCGACACGUCCAUGGGCUGACCAUGAUCGCUGUGCCGGCGCACGGGACGACGCACAUUGCACCGUCGUUGUGCCGGGUGGUGGCGCUUCUUAGUGCCGUGUGCUGGUGUUGGGUAUUGAGAAUGGCCGCCGAGAUGCCGGACCUGUCGCACCUGACGCCCGAGGAACGGGAGAUCAUCGAGUCCGUGGUGCACAGGCAGAAACAGGAGGAACAGAAGGAACAGGAAAUCAUGAGGCGAAAGCAAGAGGAAGUAAUUUUGUUGGAAGAAAAAAUCCGGCAACGCAGUGAACAGCAGAAAAAGGCAGGCGUAGAGUUGGACGCAACUUGUCACAUAUGCCUGAAGACCAAAUUUGCCGAUGGUGUUGGACACCUGUGCAACUAUUGCGGCAUCAGAUGUUGUGCCAGGUGUGGUGGCAAGGUUACCCUGCGUUCAAGCAAAGUGAUUUGGGUGUGCAUAUUGUGUCGGAAAAAACAAGAGCUCCUCAGCAAGUCUGGGGAAUGGAUUAACCACGGUAUGGCUGCCGCAGGUGGUGAUCCCCGACGUUCUGAGGUGUCGUCCCCGUGCAUGAUGUCAGACAAGAGGCCCAAGCUUGAAAGGGCGCAUAGCGCAGUGGAGAAGGAAAACGCACCGUUGUUGCAGCGGUCCAACAGUCUCCUUCGACGCCAAUAUUCCCAACAGGAGCCGUCCAGCCGGAAAGAACAAGAGCACGGAGUUCCUGGAGGCCACGACGAGUAUUAUCGCACGGCCCGAGACGAUUACUACCGUGGUGGUCAGCUAGAAGGAACUCACAGGAUCGGGGCCAAUAACCAAUCGUCCAGGUCAUCGCACCACCAAUCAGUGCAUCAGUUCGGCCCUGCAGUAGACUGCAAACAGCUGUCGGUGGGCCGUGGUGGACCCGGCUCCAACCCGAUGCGCAAACACAAAAGGCCCGGGAACACGGUACCUCCCGAACGGCUUCACCAGCAGCACCAGCAGCACAUCAGUUUUUCCAGUUCGGAGGAAGAACUACGGUCCACAUCCGAGUGUACCAGCUGCGACGAGCACGAAAGUGAAAAAGCAAUUUGCCGCAAGAUGGGCACCAUUAAUGGAUCUAGGCGAAAGAAAACCGUGCGAUUCGACCAUCGACACCAUCAAACUACCCAGCAAACAUCCAAAGACUCUGGAUUCGAUACUGGCAGUUCGAUAUUCACGUCCAACGAUGACCCAAUAUACCUCAGCGAUAUUAAGCAACCAAUGUCGUGGCAACGGAGCCCCGAUAACAAGUUCUUGAUAGGUCACAUGGUGCUUAACAAGUCUGUUUGGGAGACUCCGAUCAGCCCGUCUUCCAGCGCGGCCGCUAUGUUGGGACUGAAAAUCACCGGCGGAAAAUUCUUGUCGGCCACCGGAAGGAGAUGCGCGAUUAUCGAUCGCGUCCGGAAAGGAAGUACUGCCGACAUGGAGGGAAAUUUGAAACCGGGUGACGAAGUUUUAGAAUGGAAUGGUUGUUUAUUGCAAGGCAAAACACAAAAAGAAGUAUCAGAUAUUAUUGCUGAAUCAAAACAUUUGCCACAAAUCGAGCUCAAAGUAUCCAGAUCAAUACUCCCGAGAAGAGCAAAUUAUGGCACUCCAACUAAAGUUACAACGAGUUCAAUGGGCUUAUAUGAUUUGCGUAAAGAUAAGCCUUACGUUAUGGUGACUUCGCCGGGUAGUCCUGAGCAUUUGGCUUCAAAUCCAGCCCGGAUUCUAAGGGCUUCCAAAAGUGUCACCGGUCCGAAUAGUUUACACGUCGGAGGGAAGAUACAGGUUAAAUUGGGUUUUGACCCGCAAUCACUGAAGUUGGUCGUAACGAUAAUGGCCGCUUCAAAUCUUUUACCACGGUCUGAUGGUUUACCAAGAUCAGCGUAUGCUAAGGUAUGUCUUUUACCGGAUACAAACGAGAAAUCUAAACGAAGAACUAAAACGAUCAUGAAUUCCACUGACCCUAAAUGGAAUCAAAGUUUUUCAUUUACAACUAUGAGAAGAUCGGAUUUGAAGUUUAAAGUUCUUCAAAUAUCAUUAUGGGAUUAUGAUAACAAUCCUACAAAUCAGUUUCUUGGAGAGGUAUUAAUUGAACUGGGAUUGAAAAAGUUAGAAAAUUUAGCUGAAUGGUAUCCAUUGACUGCUCAUCAAGAAAUAACCGGAGAAGGAGGUGUUACGAUAGGUGACUAUGAUAUGGAAUACUCUGGAGAACAUUUAUCUCCCCCAUCUACAUUAUCUCGACAAUCAGAUUCAGAUGCUUCAGAUGUUGAUGAUUGCUGUAGUGGAAGAAGAGUGGGCGCUGAUGGUGCAUCAAUAAGUAGCCUUGGUAGUUCUAUAAGUCCACCACCUGAUUAUGAUCAUUUGGAUCGUAGAAAAAGUCGUAGGGAUAUGUCUCCUCUACAAAAGUCAUACGUGUAUGGCACGACGAUUGAAAAAAAAUAUGGAUACGAGACCAGUGUGAAACAACAGUCCAUUCCUAGUCGAUCCACGACAAAUGUUAGUCAUAGAUCAAGAUCUGCAGCACCGACUGAUUCUCCUAGCCAACAUUCCAGAUCACGAUCAAAAAGUCCAACCAUGAUCUCUGAUCGAAGAAGUUUAUCACCCCCAGAUUAUAGGUAUCCUGGAGGUGUACCGAAUUAUAGACAAGGUCCUUCUAAGUUUUUAGUUAGAUCAGCAACAGCUACCCCUACAUCCACUCCCAAAAAACGCCAACUUCCUCAAAUUCCAGGAACUAUGCCUUCUUCGUUAGAUGAACGAAUUCCAUAUUAUUUUGAUGAUCAAACGUCAUCCGUGCGGAGAAGAACGAGACAAGUUCAGCCAAGAAGAAUUCAGGGUAGAUCUGGAGGCCUUGGUAGAUUACAUCAUUGUGGUGGACUUAGUGAUAGCGACAUACCUAUGCAACAAAUUCGAUCUCUGACUCCACCACAUGUUAGGGGAUCAAUGAUGUCCAGAGGAGAAACUGGAGACACUUGUGAUAUUGAUGAUAGCGAUAGUAUCAUUAGCAGCGCUUUAUCUACGCAGUCUGAACAGCCCAGAUCAACGAGAUUUUGCUGCUGCAACGCCACCGAUUACCGCUACCCAUCAACGUCCCAUUCACCCAGCUGUAGUUUUAGUAAAAGUAGUAGCAAGCGUGAUAGUAUCCAUUUGUACCGUUAUAAUUCAUUUCCUGCCGAUUAUUUUUUACUUCAUCCGAUAGAUAAUAGACCCAUUCUGGCGGAAUACUCGCCAACUGAAAACCCAAAACCAUUAAAGAAAACACGAUUCAAUUUAAAUCAUCUAGAUAGUCAUGAUCCUCUUUAUGAUUCAGAUUCCGGAUUGGAUUUGCUAGGUUUUCAAUCACCGACAGAGAAACAAAGAUCCCGUAGGAAAAGAAAUCUGACUCUAGAUUUAGGCGAAUCAGUGUUAGACGUAGUGGGUAGCUAUAGUGGCGCUGCUGUAGCGUUUAGUUAUGCUUUAACCGACCCUUUAAAUGCUAUUGUCCAUGGCAGUGAUUAUGGAGCGUCGCACAGUAGAUCUGGAUCACAACAGUCUCCUGUCAUGGUGCCGACUACCGAUAACAAAAGGGCUCAAUUUUCGAGGAGCCUGUCUAAUGCUGAUGUACAGACAGAUAACAUUACCGAUUCUGGUAGUUCUGGAAAACGAAGAGGAGACUCGUCUUCCUUAACUGAAAGUGCCGGUAAAAGCUCAGCUUCUGGGACCAACUCUUCCGCUUCUGGAAUGGGCAAAAAAAGCGCUUCAGCUUCUCAAUUAUCAGCAACCGGACGCAAGCGUAGGUUAGGUUUUGGUUCGAAAGGAAAAUCUUCAUUUACGGUGCAUAGAAGUGAAGAAGUGCUGCCUGGCACAAGCCGCCCCCUCAUCAAACAGCCGUCCAGCGUUUCUAGUGACGGUGAAGCAUCCCAAGACGGCGAAAGGUUAAUAAUCGCCGGUCAGUCCACCGAAGGUGAAGUGACCACCUUUAUUGGUAAACUCGGACCAGGGCAAAAAGUCAGUCGACAAAUAUUGGGGACUCCGUAUCGAGGUGAUGUUAAAAUUGGAUUCAAUUUUUUCGUUAACUUUAUGGAAGUAACAGUUUUUGAAGCAAAGGAUUUGAUUAACGUUAAAGAAACGAAAACAAAGCUUCCAGAUACCUACGUGAAAGUAUACCUAGUGAAAGGAAAAAAAUGUGUGGAAAAACAUCGUACAAAAACAAUUAAAGAGAGCUUGCAGCCCAAGUACAUGGAAAUGCUCAAAUUUAAAAGUUCACCUGCUGGUUGUUUAAUCCAAGUGUCAGUGUGGGGCGAUUAUGGACGCGAAAAAGGAAGGAAAGUGUUCAUGGGCGUUGCCGUAAUUUAUAUGGACAGCAUAACUACAAGUCCUGGAUCGUCACUGACGGAGUGGUACAGGCUGUUUGGGUCGUCAUCGUUGUGAGUUUUGUUGCUUCAUUCUAUUGGGUUUCUUCUUUGGUGGUUGCAUGCAGACAACAUUUUUUGUUUUUAAUUCCACUUAAAAGUAUUAAUUAUUUAAGGGCAAGUCACAGUUAUGCAUUGGACUAUUUUUUAACGCAGAUCUAACUUAUAUUCUCAAUAUUCUAAAAUAAUUAUUUGUAAAUAAUAACGGAAAACAUUACAUGUAAAUAAAUAAUUUAUUAUGGAA